AUGAUGACAUCCUUAAAACUUUUGGUCGUUUGUUGUUUUAUCGGAAUAACUUUUGCCCGAACUGAUGAAGAAUUAAAGAAAUGGUUCAUGGAUAUAGCCGUAGAAUGCAGCAAAGAACAUAAAGUUACAUCGGACGAGCUAAAACAGAUGAAGACCAGUAACAAAGUACCUGAAUCGUUUAGCGCUAAAUGCUUAGUAGCUUGCAUUUUUAAAAGAAUUGGAUGGAUUAACGACAAAGGCAUGUUUGACUUAGCUAAAGCAUAUGAGCUAUCUGAAAGAGAAUACGGUGACAAUAAGGCCAAAUUAGACAAAGCAAAGGAAUUAUAUGAAAUCUGCAAGACAGUCAAUGACGAAAAGUUUGACGAUGGUGAAAAGGGUUGCAAGAGGUCAAAUGUCUUAGCUACGUGCAUGAUUGAAAAUGCUCCUAAGCUGGGAUUCACAAUA
Molecule: messenger RNA, 444 nt
Organism: Brenthis ino (lesser marbled fritillary)
Lineage: Eukaryota; Metazoa; Arthropoda; Insecta; Lepidoptera; Nymphalidae
Source: the annotation of a GenBank genome assembly